Cyprinus carpio (common carp) is the source of this 1889-nucleotide messenger RNA. It is a transcript of the gene snx20, whose product is annotated as sorting nexin 20. Gene Ontology annotation, cellular component: early endosome membrane. The record is from RefSeq and is a predicted model, not a curated record. Gene Ontology annotation, molecular function: phosphatidylinositol phosphate binding. Lineage: Eukaryota; Metazoa; Chordata; Actinopteri; Cypriniformes; Cyprinidae. Gene Ontology annotation, biological process: protein transport.
GUUUAGCUCAGCCUACAUGAAAAACAGAAACGUGAACGUGUUCGCGUCUAGAAAUCCAACAAAGCUAAAGUUUUCACAGCAUCAUAUUUAGUUUCAGCUGAUUACUGGAUUUUUUAUAUGCACAGCUUAUCAAGAUGCUAAGAUGAGUCAGUGGGGUGAAUUGUGGUGAAACUCAUUUACAGAAAGCUAAGAUAGAGUGCAUUGUUAUGGAGGAAGAACCAGAAGCACACGACACCAAGGCAGUGGAUGCUAAAGAAGAGCUUUCCUCAGCUUCUGAACAUUCGUCUCCACAGCGGGAGAUUUCAUCCAGUAAUGCUGAAGAGGCUGAGGUGGGUUUUAGCGCCUCCUGCCUGACCACAGCAGAACUGCAGCAGCACUGGAGAGCCGUUAAGCAGGAGUUCAGAAGCGUUAAACUGCUGUUUGACAUCCCCGCCGCGCGAAUCAUCGACCAAACAAUCACAAAAUAUGUGGUGUACCAGGUUGUGGUGAUCCGCUCAGGCAGUUACGACUGUGAGCGUGUAGCUAUCGAGCGACGCUACUCAGACUUCCUCCACCUUCAUCAGGAGCUCCUGCUGGACUUCAGCGAGGAAAUGGAGGACAUUGUGAUGCCCAGGAAGAAAAUUAGGGGCAACUUCUCAGAGGAGAACAUCGCCGAGCGGCGCGUAGCCCUCAGAGACUAUCUUACUCAGCUCUACUCCCUCCGUUUUGUCCGAAAAUCACAAGCGUUCCUAGCGUUCUUCACUCAUAAGGAAUUAAAAGCUGCAUAUGACCUCCUGCGUGGGGGGCGCUUUUCCCGGGCCCUUGAGGGCCUCCAGAAGGUGUUGGUACUUCAGGAAAAAUUGUCUUCUCACAACCCUACUUUGGUGGUACCAACCCUGUGUGCCAUACUGGUGUGCCAGAGGGAUCUAGAAGACUUUGACGCAGCUUUUCAAACUGGCAGAAGAGCUCUGCCCACGGUAAGACGCUACGAGGUCCGGCAGUAUCAAGGGCCCCUGCUGGAGGCUCUUGUUGAUUUGGGUUACAGUCUUGGGCUGUCUGUGGCCCAGUUACAGGAUGAGCUGACCAGAAUGCAAGAUUCGCCAAAUGGGCAGGUGUCAGAGAUGUCCCUUAAAGAACUGGUGGUACAAGAGUUUGUAUAAUCAGAGACAACAGCUAUUUAGUUGUUAACUAUAAUCAUUGUUUGAUCAAUCCAAAAUAUCAAACUUCAGUUGUUCUAUGUGAUGGGACUAAUGGUUCUCACCUGAAAGAAAAUGCAAACAAAUGAAAAUCCUCACAGAUUUACCUUACAGAGCUCAGAAUUUCACAGAGAGUUGGUGUGGGAUCUUUUGACUUGGACCAGAAAGAAAGUAGGCUACUAUGAUCACUAAAACUAAAUUGAAAUAAAGAUAAAUUGGAAAAUAGAAAUAUAUAUAUUAAAAAAUAAUAAUAAUGAAAAAGACAAAAGCACAUAAAAUUACUCAAACAAACUAAAAUUAAAAUUAAAACUAAAAAUAUAUAUAAAAAAUAAUAUUAUUAAAAUAAUAAUAUAAACAAACAAUAUAAAAAUACAUAAAAUAACAAUGUUUCAAGCAGACUUAGCAGUUUUCACACCAAAUGCUCUUAUAUGGAAACUUUGAACCACAGAGAUUCUCAGAAUUCUUAAAAAUGUAAUUCCCUGAUGCUCUUUGUUAUUGUUAUUGUGAUAUAUUUACACUUUUGCAGAACACAGCAUCCUACAAACUCACACUGAGUGAAUUGGUAUGAUUCUCACUUUGGGAAUGAAAAAUCCUGGAGUUCAAAUCCCGGACGAGCCCCCAAAUAAUGAUUUGUCCAUCAAUAUCAAUAUAUAUUCAAUUCAGUUCAAUUCAAGUUUAUUUGUAUAGCACUUUUUACAAUACAAAUCAUUACAA